This is a messenger RNA of Cimex lectularius (bed bug), 1013 nucleotides long. RefSeq names its product polycomb group RING finger protein 3 (gene l(3)73Ah). The transcript has a single exon. The record is from RefSeq and is a predicted model, not a curated record. Gene Ontology annotation, biological process: regulation of transcription by RNA polymerase II. Gene Ontology annotation, cellular component: PRC1 complex. Lineage: Eukaryota; Metazoa; Arthropoda; Insecta; Hemiptera; Cimicidae. Bases 235 to 903 code for a protein of 222 amino acids.
GUGACGGACUCUCUUGAUUGGUCAAAAUAAUUGACUCAUGAAAACUAGCAAUAAGCGGAGGUUAUCUCGUUCUUAAUUUCUCACCGAUUUGUUUCUUCUAUUCACUGAUUUUGUAUUGAAUAGCUUACGAGUGAAAAUUAAAUUUUGUACGCUUUAGUUGUGGGCCUAGAGUAGAACGUUUGUGAAUAGGUUCAAGUUCAGUUUGAUGUGUCAGUGGAAUUAGGACAUAGCACGAUGGAGAGAAAGAUCAAAUUAAAGACGCUCAACAGUUACAUUACUUGUAAGAUCUGCAAGGGCUACCUGGUCGACGCGACGACGGUGACGGAAUGUUUGCACACCUUCUGUAAGACGUGCGUCGUUAAGCACCUCGAAGAGAACAAUACGUGCCCGACGUGCAAUAUAGUCAUACACCAAUCCUAUCCACUCCAGUACAUCAGUUUCGACAGGACGAUGCAGGACAUUGUCUACAAGCUGGUGCCCAACCUGCAAGAGAACGAGAUGAAAAGAGAAAGGGAGUUCUACAAACAGAGGGGGCUCACUUGCCCCAAGGAUGUCAUCCAACCGAACAACGAAAUCGAAGACGAGAAACCUCAGAACCAGUUGGAAGCCGACUUCCACAGGCUUGAUGAACAAGUCAACGUUGGGCUGGAGUGUACUGCUGAAAACCUCAAAGCGCUCAAGAGGAAGUUCAUUCGCCUUUCGUCUCAGGCGACCAUCACACACUUGAAAAAAUUCAUAGCCAAGAAAGUGCUCGAUGGUAUGGAGAAAUACAGAGACAUCGACAUACUUUGCAACGAUGAACUCCUCGGCAAAGACCACACUCUUAAGUUCGUUUAUGUCACCAGGUGGAGGUUCAAAGAACCACCACUUCGCCUUCAAUACAGGCCUCGUAUAGACAUAUAAUUUAGCAUAUUUUUGCAAUAUUUAUUAUCAAUGAACAAAGGUGAGAAAAUCAGUGGUUUAACUUUUAUAACAAAGUACUUUUUAUUGAUUAGAACAAUUAGUAUUUUUAA